CCAUGUGACAAACUUUUUUCUAUAAAUGUACACAUUUGAGAUCUUUGUAUCUUACUAGCUUCUCUUAGUUUUUUUGUUUUUUUUUUCAACAAAAAACUAAAGUGGGGUUUCUUGUUUUUUCUCUGAAAGCACAUGAUACAGUAUUGUUGUUGUACCAUAUACAGUGAGAUUUUGUAUUGACAAAAACAACAAAAGAUUGAAAUGGGGUGUCUUGUUUUUCACUGAUAUCACAUGAUACUGUUGUGUUGUUAUUGUUUCAGUGAGAUUUUGGAGAGUGGUUGUAGAUGAAGAUGAAGGGUUAUUCAUUCUUUACUGCUACUCUCAUUGUUGUUAUUUCCAUUUGUUUCAGCUCAAUAAAGGCUGAUUCUUUACCAAGAGAUUCUUUUAAGUCCAUUUUAGGGGAAGGAAAUUUGGAAUCUUGGAAGGAUGGAGUAUUGCACUCACCAGAUAUGGCACUAGCGCCAGGUGGGCAUGCGAGCACGCUUGUGCUGGCGGGAAACCGAACGAGGAGGCCAGAUUUUCUUUCUGGUUUCCACAAAUAUAGAGGUGGAUGGGAUAUUGCCAAUAAACACUACUGGGCUUCUGUUGGUUUUACAGGCGUUACUGGUGUCAUUCUCGCUCUGCUGUGGUUCAUUUCUUUCGGAUUGGCUCUUGUAGUGCAUUAUUGCUGCGGAUGGAAAAUCAAUAUUAGAGGCGGAGAACGACAUUUUCCAGAGAGAAUUUGCCUCAUCGUGCUUAUCAUCUUGACAUGUGCAGCAGUGAUAGGAUGCAUUCUUCUUUCUGUUGGACAAGAUGAUUUUCAUGGUGAAGCAUUGGACACUCUAAAAUACGUCGUAAACCAGUCAGAUUAUACUGUGCAGACAUUGAGAAAUGUAACACAAUACUUGUUACUCGCACAAAAUGUAAAUGUGGCUCAAAUUUUCCUCCCUUCAGAUGUAAAAGAUGAUAUUGAUCACCUAAAUGGUGAUCUAAAAUCUGCAGCAGAUAAACUUGAGGAGAAAACAAACGACAACUCAGGAAAGAUAAGAAGGGUCUUCAAUGCUGUGCGGUCAGCUUUGAUCACUGUUGCCGUCGUCAUGCUCCUCAUCUCUAUUCUGGGUCUUUGCCUCUCUAUCCUUGGUCAUCAACACACAAUUCACAUAUUUAUCAUUAGUGGGUGGUUGCUGGUGGCAUUUACAUUCGUUCUCUAUGGAGUUUUUGUCAUCAUUAACAAUGCAAUUUCAGACACUUGUAUGGCAAUGGGAGAGUGGGUGGACAAUCCUCCUGCUGAAAGUGCUCUUAGCAAUAUCCUUCCAUGUGUUGACCCAAGAACUACAAACCAGACACUGUAUAAGAGCAAACAAGUUACCGUUGAUCUCGUAAAUAUUGUCAAUGGAUUUAUCGAUACGUAUGCAAAUUCCAAUCCAUCUAAUCAUCUCAAUUCAAACUACUAUAAUCAGUCAGGACCUGUUAUGCCACAUCUCUGCUAUCCAUACGACUCCCAAUUGCAAGAUCUGCCAUGCCCGGCUGAUCAAGUGUCUAUGGCAAAUUCUUCAAUGGUUUGGCAGAAUUAUACUUGUAGUGUAUCUGCAGAUGGAAUGUGCACGAGUGUCGGGAGGCUCACACCCGACAUGUACGAACAGCUGGUGGCGACGGUCAACAUUAGCUACGCUCUUGAACAUUAUGCGCCGCCACUGCUUAAUCUCCAGAACUGCAACUUCGUUCGUGAUACGUUUAGGAACAUCACAGUCAAUCACUGCCCUCCGUUGGAACACCAUCUCCGUGUCGUUGACGCAGGGUUAGCCGUUAUCUCGGUGGGAGUCAUGCUAAGCCUCGCGUUGUGGUUAGUAUAUGCAAACCGCCCCCAAAGGGAGGAAGUGUUUGCGAAGCUCUCUUCGCGUAUAAAAAACAGCUGCAACGGAAAGAAUGUUAGCUGCAGCAAUAGUAAUAUUGAUUUGUCAUCAAGAGGAACAACUCCAAAAGCUGGAGUGUAGAUAUAAUACUAGAUUUUCAGCAUAGAAAAUGUAGAAUUUUGGUGGCAUGAGAUUUAUUUUGAUCUCUUUAUAAGCCUUUGCUCAAUGUGCGGUGCAAAGCACCAAUUUUGAGCAGGGGAUUGGUAGCCAUUAUUUUAUGUCUAGUACUAGUAUGUGUAUAGAACAGGGUAUUCAAAAUGUUAUGUUUUGGCAUAUUUCAUGUCAAAGUUGUGAGCUUCCAUUGUUUUUGUAAAAUGUAAAACUAGCAGUUAAGUAGAAAGAGUUAAUUUCGCGUAUGGUUACAGAACUUUA
This is a messenger RNA of Lycium barbarum (goji berry), 2264 nucleotides long. RefSeq lists its product as uncharacterized. Lineage: Eukaryota; Viridiplantae; Streptophyta; Magnoliopsida; Solanales; Solanaceae. The record is from RefSeq and is a predicted model, not a curated record. Gene Ontology annotation, cellular component: membrane. The transcript is spliced from 9 exons. Bases 285 to 1973 code for a protein of 562 amino acids.